Malurus melanocephalus (red-backed fairy wren) is the source of this 1374-nucleotide messenger RNA. RefSeq names its product semaphorin-6B-like. The transcript is spliced from 6 exons. Gene Ontology annotation, molecular function: semaphorin receptor binding; chemorepellent activity. Gene Ontology annotation, biological process: negative regulation of axon extension involved in axon guidance; axon guidance; positive regulation of cell migration. The record is from RefSeq and is a predicted model, not a curated record. The annotation marks the transcript as partial. NCBI's taxonomy places the organism in Eukaryota, Metazoa, Chordata, Aves, Passeriformes, Maluridae.
AUGUCCCCGUGUCCCCGUGUCCCUGUGUCACUCUGUCCAGGUGUCCAUCCUCAUGUCCCCAUGUCCCCGUGUCCCUGUGUCCCUCUGUGCAGGUGUCCAUCCUCAUGUCCCCGUGUCCCUGUGUCCCUCUGUCCAGAUGUCCAUCCUCAUGUCCCCGUGUCCCCCCGUCCCUGUGUCACUCUGUCCAGGUGUCCCCAUCCUCAUGUCCCCGUGUCCCCGUGCCACCAGCAGUGACAAAGCACCCUCACGGCCCCAUCUGGAGCGCGCUCACAUCCCCGUGGUCCCCUCGGCCACCUCCUGCGGUGUCCCCUUGUCCCCGCCACCAUCACCCAGAGCCCCCCUGAGGGUUUUUUGGGGUGCUCCGGGCUCGGGGGGUCGCGGUGCCCAGGUGGGAUCUGCCCCUCCCAGCCCCACCCGUGCCCGCAGGUGCCCACCCAGGGCGGGGGCCACCAUGGGACCCCCAGCCCGCGUCCCCCUGGCGCUGCUGCUGCUGCUGGCGGCCGAGAGGAUGGCGAGGGGCACCUUCCCCGAGGAGCCCGGCCCCAUCGCCGUGGCACCCCCGGACUAUGUGAAGCACUACCCCGUGUUCGUGGGUCACGGCAGCGCCCGCCCGGGGGGCCCCGAGGUGGGGGGAACCCAACGCCUCAACAUCCAGCGCAUCCUCAAGGUCAACCGGACCCUCUUCAUCGGGGACAGGUCUGCACCCCGCACCCCAAAACCUGCACCCCACAUCACCCCUCAUUGCUGGAGCCMGCUGGGGGCACCCCAAGAUCUCCCCUGGGGAUGGGGACCUCACGUGUCACCCCAUGCCCGGGGGUGUCCUCACGUCCCCUCUGCCCCUCUCCAGAUGGACACGCUGGAGCCCGUCGGGGACAACAUCAGCGGCAUGGCCCGGUGUCCCUACGACCCCAAGCACGCCAACGUGGCCCUGUUCACAGGGGRGAUGCUCUUCACCGCCACCGUGACCGAUUUCCUGGCCAUCGACGCCGUCAUCUACCGCAGCCUCGGGGACAGCCCCACCCUGCGCACCGUCAAACACGAYUCCAAAUGGUUCAAAGAGCCCUACUUUGUGCACGCUGUGGAGUGGAAGAGCCACGUUUACUUUUUCUUCCGGGAGAUUGCCAUGGAGUUCAACUACCUGGAGAAGGUGGUGGUGUCACGGGUGGCCCGGGUGUGCAAGAACGACAUGGGRGGCUCGCAGAGGGUGCUGGAGAAGCAGUGGACGUCGUUCCUCAAAGCCCGGCUCAACUGCUCCGUGCCGGGCGAUUCCCAUUUCUAUUUUAACGUCAUCCAAGCGGUCACCGACAUCCUGGAGCUGGACGGGCGCCCCGUGGUCCUGGCCGUGUUCUCCACGCCCGCCAACAGGUCGGGAUG